This is a messenger RNA of Chrysemys picta bellii (western painted turtle), 3629 nucleotides long. Lineage: Eukaryota; Metazoa; Chordata; Testudines; Emydidae. The record is from RefSeq and is a predicted model, not a curated record.
UCGGAUGGGGUGCCGCGCCCUGGGAUUUCUAGUCCUUGCUAGCCACACCUCUGCAGAGAAUAUGAGGGCAGGGCUCUGUGGACUGCACUGAGGCCAACAGAGUGCACUUUGGCCAGAGCUGCCUAGUUCAUUUCACCUCUGGGAGCUGACAGGGGCAUGCUCGGGGGAAACGGCUGAUGAUGGCAGAAGACCCCCUGUCCCACCCCGCCCUGGAUAAGGCGGCCGGCGAAGAGUUCCUGCAGGAAGCUUUCCAGAUCAUCCUGGAGGAAGCCGUCAGGAAAGGGACAGAUGUCGCAGAAAAGGUCUGUGACUGGAGGGAGCCCCAAGAUCUGCAGAAAAUCCUGGACCUGGAGCUGAGGAGCAGUGGGGAGCCCCAGCAGAGGGUGCUGGAGCACUGCCGGGACGUCAUCCACUACAGCGUGAAAACAUGUCAUCCUCAUUUCUUUAACCAGCUGUUUUCGGGGCUGGAUCCCCAUGCCCUGGUGGGACGGAUGAUCACAGAGACGCUCAACACCAGCCAGUACACCUACGAGAUCGCCCCCGUGUUUGUGCUGAUGGAGGAGGUGGUGCUGAAGAAGCUGCGGGAGCUGAUUGGCUGGGGGAGUGGAGACGGGAUAUUCUGCCCAGGAGGCUCCCUCUCCAAUAUAUAUGCCAUGAACGUGGCGCGGUACCAGCGCUUCCCAGACAGCAAGCGGACGGGCAUCUGGGCAUUGCCAAGGCUGGCGGUGUUUACUUCGCAAGAGUGCCACUACUCCGUCCACAAGGGGGCGGCUUUCCUGGGCAUUGGCACAGACAACAUCUACCUGGUCGGAGUGGAUGAGAGGGGGAAAAUGAUCCCUGCAGACCUGGAGAAACAGAUCAACAAGGCAAAAUCUGAGGGCGCCUGUCCUUUCUUCGUCAAUGCCACCUGCGGCACCACUGUGCUGGGAGCCUUCGACCCACUGGUGGACGUGGCAGACCUAUGCGAGCGCCACGGGGCCUGGUUUCACGUGGACGCCGCAUGGGGUGGGAGCGCCCUGCUCUCCAGAAGACACAGACAUCUCCUGCGUGGGAUAGAGAGGGCGGAUUCGGUGGCUUGGAACCCCCACAAGAUGCUGAUGACGGGUUUGCAGUGCUCUGCCUUCCUGCUUCGAGAUAGCUCCGGCCUGCUGCAGCGGUGCCACUGCGCCAAUGCCACCUACCUCUUCCAGACCGACAAGUUCUACGACAUGGCCUACGACACGGGAGACAAGACCGUCCAGUGUGGCCGCAAGGUGGACUGCCUCAAGCUGUGGCUGAUGUGGAAGGCCAAUGGGACCGAGGGGCUGGAGAAGCGAGUGGACAGGGCCUUCGAGUUCACUAGGUACCUGACUGAGGAGAUAAAGAAAAGGGAAAGUUUCCAGCUGGUGAUAGAGCCCGAGUUCAUCAAUCUGUGUUUCUGGUUUGUGCCGCCCAGCCUCCGGGGCAAGCAGGGCUGUGCCGAUUACUGGGAGAGACUAGGAAAGGUGGCUCCAGCUAUCAAGGAGCGGAUGACGAAGAAAGGGUCCAUGAUGGUGGGCUACCAACCCCUUGGCAGCAAGGUCAACUUCUUCCGCCAGGUUGUCACAAAUCCCGUGGUCACCAAGCAGGACUUGGACUUCUUCCUGGAUGAGAUCGAGAGACUGGGCACAGAUUUGUAGGGAUCUCAUGCCCCCCUCCUCACCAUCAGCUCCUGGCAGGUCUCCCAGUGAUGGUGGGACAUCACAUCCACUCCUGCCCAUGGUAUCCUUCUCCACAGCCUCCAGCAGGCACUACCAUGAUAACACAAUUCACCAGAGUUCAGGUGUUCAGAUGCUGGCCUCGCCCACAUGUCCUGCGUAGACAUUACACCAGAGAGGAACUCAGCUUUUGUACUUCUGUCUAGCAACUCCCUCUCUUCCUCUCCUGGGUCCUUUUGAGAGAAGGGACAUUGUGAAGGCCCAGAAGAGGGUAGCACCUGAGGUUACUGAAAAGAUGGUAGCAUUCUUCUUGAGAAUAUCAGCUAGCACAUGAUUCCAGAGCUUUCCUUUGGCUGUGACCUGAGGCAGCUCCAGUAAGACUCCGUGGGGACUUGGGUACAUCUUGGACAAGUUGGAAGAGGAUGCUUAUCUUGGAUUCUGGAGGUGGACAUUUCAGCCCCAGCCUGCGGACAAGUAGAACAUCAACAUCUGGUGCAACAGACCAGGGUCUGGGAUGUACGCCCAACAGACACAGCUGAUCACGUAGGAGGAAUGGCGGUUGUGGGGCAGUCCACACGUGCCCUGGAGAUGUACUGAGCUGUGUGGAACUGUCACAAAGCUCCACCUGGAUUGCCUCCAAACAGCCUUUUCAAGUCAAACGAAACUGCCGAAAGCCGCUUCUCAAGCUGCUACCAAGCGAUCGCGGUUCUCCUUUGUCGUUCCUCCCCUGCCCUUAACAGCACUCUGGCCUAGGUACUGUAUUUGUGAUUCAUUUAAUUAAGCGCAUGAUGUCAGUUCUUAAUAAAUGCUUGGUAAAUGCUCCCCCCCCCCAGCAUUUCAUAAGCAGCACAGUAGUAAACGUUGGCUUUUGGUUUUAGAGCCAAACCACUGCUACGUUUGUUAAAUCGCCAUACCAGCCCCCCGCCCCCCAUAUUGUAUUGCACUUGCCUGCUAACUAAAAUGACUCACCUUAAAACGGUCUUAAAGAGACCACCGGGCUUAUGGUGAGCUUAGAAGUUCACUGCUGCAAGAAGUCUUGCAACAUUGCCUACUGCUCCAGAGAAUCGGUAACACAACUUAUAGCUGGAGAGACAGCAUGGUCCAGUGGCUAGAACACUGCCCUGGGACUCUAUUCCCAGCUCGCUCUCUUUCUGUAGCUGUGAAUGAGUCACUUCCCCUCCCCGAGCUUCAGUUUCCUUGUCUGUGAAAAGAGGACAAUGAGACUGACCUGCUUUGAGAUCUAUGCGUUGUCUGAGAGCUCAUAAGAACAGCCAGACUGGGUCAGACCAAUGGUCCAUCUAGCCUGGUAUCCUGUCUUCUGACAGCAGCCGGUACCAGAUGCUUAGAGGGAAUGAACAGAACAGGGCAAUGAUUGAGUGAUCCAGUCCCAGCUCGUGGCCAUCAGAGGUUCAGGGACACCCAAAGCAUGGGUUGUGUCCCUGACCAUCUUGGCUGAGAAGUUCAUGGAGGAUAGGUCCAUUAAUGGCUCUCAUUCCUUUUGGACCCCAGUUACCCUUUUGGCCUUCACAACAUCCUCAUCUUUUUGCAGCUCCCGGCCUGCUUGCUAUCUGUCCUCCUCUCUGCAGCCAGCUCCCUCCUUGCUCGCUAUCUGUCCUCCUCUCUGCAGCCAGCUCCCUCCUUGCGCGCUAUCUGUCCUCCUCUCUGCAGCCAGCUCCCUCCUUGCGCGCUAUCUGUCUUCCCAUCUGCAGCCAGCUCACAGCUGUUCAGGCUUCUGCCUCCAACCAUUUUGCUCUCAUGUAGCCUCCCUGUGUGCCCCCAUGCACCAGGUUGGGGUCCGGGGGGGGGGUAUACAGACCCCCUGCUGGCUGGAUGUGGUAUUGGCUUGUGCCCGCACUGAGAGCCAAGGGGUUCAUGCUGGCACUUUAACACGUUGAGGUGGGGGAACCGCAGCUUUAACUUGACUCGAGGCCUCAUCACCACUGGGCAUUUAGC